AUGGUUGAAGAAUAUAAUGCCCUCAUGACCAACAAUACGUGGCAGUUAGUGUUGCCUCCUCCGAAUGCUAAUGUUAUUGGUUGUCGUUGGGUAUACAGAGUAAAACAACGUUCAGAUGGUUCAAUUGAACGAUUUAAAGCCCGCUUGGUAGCGCACGGUCCUGUGGUGAAACCAGUCACUAUUCAUACUGUUCUUGCUUUAGCUGCCUCUAAAGGGUGGCUAAUUCAUCAACUGAAUGUUAAGAAUGCCUUCUUGCAUGGCACUCUUAAUGAACUGUCCAAAUAUAUUCAAGAUCUUCUUAGUCGUGCAAAUCUUUUGUUCUCAAAACCUGUCUCUAUACCUUUUUCUUCAAAAGAAUCACUACAUACAUCUGACUCUCCUCCUUUUUCUAAUCCCACUCUUUAUAGGAGUCUUGUUGGAGGACUUCAAUAUCUUACUUUCACUCGUCCAAAUAUUCCAUUUGCAGUCAAUCAAGUGUCUCAGUUUAUGCACUCUCCUUUAGAAGUUCACUACACAGCUGUGAAAUGCAUAUUGCGUUAUUUGAAUGGCUCGCUAUCUCAUGGAUUGUUCAUUCGUGGUGGUUCUAUUGAUCAUCUUAUAUGUUACAGUGAUGCAGACUGGGCUGGUUGUCCUUCCACCCGCCGUUCUACCUCGGCAGUUCAAUACGUCAAUACUGCUGAUCAACUUGCUGAUUUGUUAACCAAGCCUCUCCCAUCUCCAAGAUUACUUUGA
This is a messenger RNA of Nicotiana tabacum (common tobacco), 732 nucleotides long. The record is from RefSeq and is a predicted model, not a curated record. NCBI's taxonomy places the organism in Eukaryota, Viridiplantae, Streptophyta, Magnoliopsida, Solanales, Solanaceae.